Messenger RNA from Colletotrichum navitas, 802 nucleotides. Its product is annotated as P-loop containing nucleoside triphosphate hydrolase protein. The record is from RefSeq and is a predicted model, not a curated record. Bases 213 to 800 code for a protein of 195 amino acids. The transcript has a single exon. Lineage: Eukaryota; Fungi; Ascomycota; Sordariomycetes; Glomerellales; Glomerellaceae.
GCUACGUGGACCAGCCUCCUCUCAUGGCCCAAAUCCUAUCGGUCUCGAGCAGAUCAACGAAUGAUAUUACAACUGCUUUGAUUGGUGGCAACUGCUCCAGAAGCGCGAAGUCCCACCCAUUGGUACCUUCAGACCGACCUGGUACUGCCUACUCAACUUCUUCCACACCGACGACCAACCAUACAUGAGGUCACCCAAAACCAGCCCCCACAAUGACUUCUAGGCAAACCUCACAAGAGUCAUCCCGGCUAUUCAUUCAAAUGUCCGGUGCACCGGGUUCUGGGAAGAGCACGAUGGCGAGGCUACUGCGGCAAUCGAUUGGUGGACUGGUUAUCGAUCACGACAUCUUUAGGUCCGCCCUUCUUGAGUAUAACGACGUGGCAUUUGACGAAGUAGCGAAACGCGCCUAUCAUCUCCAAUGGUCACUCGCCGAGGACGCUAUGAAACAAGGCCUAAAUGUCAUUAUCGACAGUACCUGCAACUUUCAAGAGGUUCUCGAUCAAGGAUCUGCACUUGCUGAAAAACACGGUUUCACCUACUGGUACGUCGAGUGCAAGGUUGAGGACAUCGACCUACUAGAUGAAAGGUUGCGCUCGCGAGAUUCGAUGAAGAGCCAGCGAACUGGCGUCGAUUGCCCCCCUGCUGCGGCAUGCCAUGCUCGUGCAGGCGAAGACUCUCGCAGUCUCUUUAAAAAGUGGAUUGAGAACCCGUGCCGUCCGAAGCACCACGCUAUUGUCGUGGAUUCAAAGGAUAACCCAGAAAUACAUCGAGACCACAUUUUAAAGCAGAUUAUUAGUUAGUG